Setaria italica (foxtail millet) is the source of this 844-nucleotide messenger RNA. RefSeq lists its product as uncharacterized. The annotation marks the transcript as partial. The transcript is spliced from 3 exons. The record is from RefSeq and is a predicted model, not a curated record. NCBI's taxonomy places the organism in Eukaryota, Viridiplantae, Streptophyta, Magnoliopsida, Poales, Poaceae.
CAUACACCCUCUCCCCUCCUUCUGGGAAUUAACACACUCCCCCUAGCCAUGGCCUCUUACACAAUAUCUCCCGUUCAAAGUGAGCUUAAGAUGACCCUGUACAACAAGGAGGUGUAUGCUGGAGCGGGCAUAAACGGAGUAACGGUUAUAAACAAAGAGCCAAUGGGUACAACCUGGGUCUUUUCGUGGCCUGUAACCGAUGGGCCAGGAACCAAUGCAAAUAUCGUCGGCCAUCUGCAGGGCACAGGUGUUCAAGUAGCCAAUACUCCCAAUUAUGUGUGGCACUACUCCCUUGGAUUAGUGUUCGGGGAUAAAAGGUUCAAUGGGUCCACACUACAAAUAUCUGGGACUUCCCAAAUAAAUGGUGAAUGGAGCAUUGUUGGAGGCACUGGAGAACUUAGUAUGGCAAAGGGUACUGUCACACGCACAGAAAUCACAAAUACGGGAAAUACAAGGAUUUCAGAACUCAAGAUACAUGCGUUUUACACUCCAAUGAACCGUACAAAUGUUUCCGGUACUACUGGUUGUAAAUUCGAGAAGGCGUGAGUUUUAUGCAGUCCUUUUGAUUGUUCUUGGUGCAAGCCACACAAGAUCUGCAAAGGAAAUAUAUAUCCGCACUUCAUCAGUUGUUAAUUUUUUUUCGUAAUAAUAAUCUCGAUUCUGUAUUCGGGAUUACAGACCAAAUUUGUUUGUUCAGUAUGACCUUGUACUUUGCUCUAUGAAUAAUUUGUACUCAUAUAAUCUAGUCUUAUUACUAUUAAAUUUUAUCACCGUGCCGCUAUUAUAGUGAUGUGUAUUCAUAAAAUUUAUUUUGUAUUAUGUCUGUCCGAGGGACCUUAACUCA